AUGAACGCUUCAACAAGUUUACGAGUGCGUCUCCCAGCACUGGUGCUGGUGCUGCAGGUUGCCAUCCUGACUCUGUACGCCGUUUUUGUCACUUACGAUGACAGUGCCGACGCCAGGCUGCAGAACAACGAAACCAACCCCAUGGACAACGCUUUGUAUCGUGACUAUCCUUACUUCGCAGAUGUCCAAGUUAUGAUCUUCAUCGGUUUCGGGUGUCUGCUGGCGUUUUGUCGAUUCUACGGCUUCAGCGGAAUGGUCUUCAAUUUUCUUACGGCCACUUUCGCUAUCCAGUGGGCCAUCGUCAUACAAGGAUUCUUCCAGUUUUACCAUGACGGUAAAAUCCACCUGGGUGUCAUCAACUUGUUGUAUGCGGAGUUUGCCUGCGCGGUGGUGCUCAUAUCCUUCGGAGCCGUGCUUGGGAAAACCAGUCCGGUGCAGCUCCUGGUAAUGGCGGCGUUGGAGAUCCCUGUGUUUUCCGCGGUAGAGUGGGCGGUUUUGAAGUACAUCAGAAUAAACGACGCAGGUGGUAGCAUUCUUAUUCACCUCUUCGCUUGCUACUUCGGUUUAGGGGUGACCUUUGUGUUGUAUCGCCCGACCUUGAGUAAAGGACACUCCAAAGAAAUUACUAGUUAUCAUUCCGAUAUUCUGUCAUUGAUGGGAACUUUGUUUCUGUGGGUGUUCUGGCCGUCGUUCAAUUCCGCUCUCACCCUGAAAGGCGACGAUCAACACAGAGCAAUCCUGCACACGUUUAUCGGUUUAAGUUCAUCUACUCUGACCGCAUUCGCACUUACGGCCGUUUUCAAUAAACGAGGCAAGCUCACAAUGGCCGACAUCCAGAAUGUGACUUUGGCAGGUGGCGUGACAGUCGGAGCAUCGGUGGACAUGAUGAUUUCUCCGUCAGCCGCCUACGCUUUAGGCAUCAUGGGCUGCACCGCUUGUUUUUUUGGCUACAAGUACCUCAGCCCGUUUUUAGCACGCCACAUGAAGAUCCAGGACCAGUGCGGAAUCCACAAUUUACACGGACUCACAGGCCUCAUUUCAUCCACGGCCGGGAUCUGCGCUAUACUUCUAGCCACUGAAGAAACCUACGGUCCAAGCAUGUACCAGAUCUUCUCACACCGUGCGCCGCCUGAGGGGGAUCCAAAACUCCUGGAGCUUCAGGAGUUGGUUCCCGGACUGAAGCCAGGAUUGGGGCGUACGGCGGAAGAGCAGGCUCUGUACCAAGUCGCCGCCAUCUUUUCCACAAUUGCGGCGUCCACAGUCGGUGGGCUGAUGACGGGUUUGGUGUUGAAGAUGCCGUUCUUGGCUUCUCCAGCUGAUGAGGACUGUUUUGAUGAUGAACCGUUUUUUGACUUGCCUUCAGAUGUUAGCCAGGUUGAAAUGCUCAAGCAAUAA
Molecule: messenger RNA, 1395 nt
Organism: Doryrhamphus excisus (bluestripe pipefish)
Lineage: Eukaryota; Metazoa; Chordata; Actinopteri; Syngnathiformes; Syngnathidae
Product: ammonium transporter Rh type B-A
Biological process (GO): ammonium homeostasis; ammonium transmembrane transport
Cellular component (GO): plasma membrane
Molecular function (GO): ammonium channel activity
Source: RefSeq, a predicted model, not a curated record